UAGUUAUGCGGCAGCAGCACGUUUGGGCAUUUCUCAACAAAGUCGCCGAAAAUUUUGGACUUGUAAACACUUACAAACAAUUGCAUUAGCUCCAUGAGUGAUCGCAUUUUAUGCAUUCCAACAGUGGGGCUGUCAUGUCUGCAUUUGUUUGGCAAUCGGCGAAAUACAAAAAUAGAGAAUAAGUAGAAAAAAAACGGAAGGCAGACGAAACGGAAGCAAACGACGUCAUUCAUUCGCAUUUUGUCCAGUUCGCUCUUAAUAGUAGACCGUCGUCAUGAUCAACAGCGUGCGGUAAAGAUCACUUAAGCUGGCAGCAAAGCGGCGCUUACAGUGCUCGAGAACGCUAGAGCGCAGAGCUAAGACACUUUGUGGCAUGCUGGAGGCGAUCAGUACGCGAUAAACACUCGGCCGUUGCGCAACGUUGGCAAAAAUGCAAUUUCAGAGGCUUUAAUUGAUACAUUAGUACAUACAAAAAAUCGUAGUGCAGUGAGCAAAUUAUUGUGUUGAAAGCAAGCAUAUGGAUAUGAAGUUAUAAAGCAUUGGAAUUUAGAAAAUAAUAUUGAAAUAAAAAAUCGAUAACAAAUUUGCCAUUUAAGUGCCUUAUAAGUGUCAAGUCACAAUCAUAAGUACUUGGACACAAAAACGAAAUAGCGGCAAACAUAAAGAAAAUACAAAAACAAAUUAAUUUAAAAAAAAAAUCAAAAAACUACAAAAUAUAUCUCAAUUGAAGUGUUUAAUAUCAAAGUAAUAUACAAUGUCGCCAGCCAUUUCAACCGCAUGCCACCUUAUCGCCAUUGCGGUUUACUGUGCGGUGGCAAGUUCAGCUUUGACGAGCUUGGAUAAUACUGUAGAACCCGCAGAGUUGAAACGUGACGAUAUGGCGAGCAGAUUUCUGGAAAACGACACCGUUUUGUUACCUUGUGAUAAUCAUUUUUCAUUUCAGUAUGUACGUUGGUAUAAGGAGGACGAAUUAAUUGUCGAUUCACGCGAUAGCAAUGAGACCUUAACACCCGAUCGCAUACGACUUUGGUCUAACGGUAGUUUACAAAUUGCACAACUGCAACCGACGGAUACUGGCGAUUACAGUUGCGCAUUGAAAACCGACAAUGACACUGAAGUGCAAAAAAUGCACAGCAUAAUAGUACAAUUUCCGCCAACAGUCAAAACAGAACCAGAAGGUAUUGUGGAAUUCCCCAUUGGUGCAGUUUUUCAGGUUAUCUGUGAAGCACGAGGCGUGCCACAACCGAAAUUAUAUUGGCGUUGGAAUGGUAAAUUGGUGGAUAAUCAAUUGAUCGGCAAUCGCUUGAGCAUGCAAAUCGAAGUGGGUUCACGUGCGCAAACUGGACCGAUCGAGUGUGUGGCCAACAAUAGUAUUGGUGAGCUGGCCGUGGCCGGCAUGUUUUUAAAAGUGCAAUUUCCACCAGAGGUGCGUUUGGAAAGAAAUAUAAUCUACACUAAAGUUGGCAUACGCAGCGAUUUGGAGUGUCUGAUCGAAGCGGUGCCACGCGCUACUGUCAACUGGUUUCAUCAUGGCGUACCGAUGAGCUACGAUUCGCGUAUAAGUCGUUAUGAGAUCGAAAUGCAACCGAACGUUUCAAAUUUGCAAUACAAUACUGUCAUCAAGCAUACAUUGUCUAUAAGAAAUGUGCGCGACUCAGAUCUCGGCUUGUAUGAGUGUCGUGCCGAGAAUAAAUUGGGUUUCAAGAGUGCGGCAAUUGAUUUGACUGGACGUCCCAUGCCUUGUGUCUUCAAAAUCAAUCCAGGUGUGCAGAGUUCAACGUCACAUGUGCUGGUGUGGCAGACGGAAAGCUUGUCGGCGCUAAUGGAAUUCAAGUUAAAGUUCAGACAGAUACCUUCAGCAAGCAUAACACCACAAACUUUGGACACGGAUUUCAAAAGCGAUUGGACUAUUUUAACCAUUCCAUCAGAGCUAUCUGCCGGACCUAUACAUAUCACAACAUACACCUUACAUGGUCUACAACCGGCCAGUGUCUACGAGGUGGUAGUAUUCGCACGCAAUCACUUUGGUUGGAGUGAGAGCAGUAAGAUUGUGAGAUUUGCAACAGGCGGGGAAGUCGAAUUACCAAACUACUCCACUGAAUCGGAGCUGGAUAACAACGAAGAGCUGUCGUCUGUGGAAAGUGUGGAGCAGCCGGAGGAGGACGCGGUGCAUUUGAAUGAAAUUUAUGAAAGCAGAAUUAUUAAAUCGGCAGCGGCCAACAUAUGGUGUUAUAUGAAUGUAACGGGUUUCUUAGUAAUUGCUUAUUUGAAACAUGUUUUAACAUGAUAAGAAUUUCUAAUAGCAAAUAAAAUAUAAUAAUAAUAAUAAUAACAAAUUUAAAUGUAUUGAAGCAAAAAAAUAGGCAGACAAUUCUUUAAAUAUAUAAUAAUAUACAUAAUAAAUACCUUAACUGGUGUUUGUAUUGUAAUGGCACAACAAAUAUUCCAAUCUGAGCGAUGGUUUUGAUGCAGUAAUAUGAACGUAAAGCUCAAACUCAAGUGGAACACACAUUCCUGAACAUGUGUUUAAAUACACUCUUGAAAUCAAAAAUGACCGAUUUGUACAAAAAUGUUCCGAUAAGAAUCCACAACAACACCAAUGAUUAGAAGAAUUUCUUCUGUGUAUGUAGUAAAUGUGAACACUCAACAGCAACACAUGCUGUGGUCAAAAUCCUUUUUUUCCCGGAAGGGGAGCAACAAUAACACUUAAAUUAACACUUUUAGCUUUAAAUACACUAAUUUAUAUAAAAAAAAAACACGAUUUAAAUUGAUACGCAAUACGUCAACAUACAAAUUAUUUAUAUUUCAGUUGAACUAUAGCAGAUUAUUGAUGAUUAAACUUACACAUUACAAAUAAGCUUUUCUAAAUAAACUAUAAUUUUAAUUGAUUUAUUAGGUUUUAAUUUAUUAAUAUGCGCACUUUUUUGAAAUUAACAAACUUAAAAUACAGCGGAAGAAUAUUAACCGGGAAUGAGUUGUCAUAAACUGCGAACUGGUGAUGAUUGCAAAACAACGAUAGUUACGAUAAUCGGUAAGUGUGCUAAUUUUAUAUUUGUUAAGCCAGUUUAAUAUAACUAUUUAUAUUAUAAUUAAAUCAAUAAACAUAUUAUUGGACCAGCAAUAUAUAAAAUUAUUUAUAAUCGUUCAUUAAACACAAAUAAAUAAUAAUUAAGAGCAAUUUCAUAUAAGAAUUUACUUAAAACAGUGACUGCAUUAUCGACAUUCAAACAGUGCUUCCCAUUUGUCAGCGUUAUUACACAAAUAAAAUCUGCGGCGUCAAAUAUGUGAGAGUGCGGCACAAUAAUAAGCAAUUGUCAUAGCGAAACAUAAAACAACAAAAAAGGAGUACAAGUCUGAAUUCAUUUAAUUAAACUAGCUUUUGUAAUACACACAAUUCGUCUGUAAUCAUGGAGCCUCUGCAGAUCAAUAGUGGCGAGGAUUAUGUUAAAGUCAAUAUAUCGAAUUCCAAAAA
This is a messenger RNA of Zeugodacus cucurbitae (melon fly), 3472 nucleotides long. It is a transcript of the gene wrapper, whose product is annotated as neurotrimin. Gene Ontology annotation, biological process: homophilic cell-cell adhesion; synapse organization. The record is from RefSeq and is a predicted model, not a curated record. Lineage: Eukaryota; Metazoa; Arthropoda; Insecta; Diptera; Tephritidae. Bases 755 to 2287 code for a protein of 510 amino acids. The transcript has 6 exons. Gene Ontology annotation, molecular function: axon guidance receptor activity; protein binding. Gene Ontology annotation, cellular component: neuronal cell body; axon; plasma membrane.